This is a messenger RNA of Mycena citricolor, 3493 nucleotides long. The record is from the annotation of a GenBank genome assembly. NCBI's taxonomy places the organism in Eukaryota, Fungi, Basidiomycota, Agaricomycetes, Agaricales, Mycenaceae.
CUCAUCCCCAAGACGCAGUGUUAUCGCACGCUCAACUUGAUUACCCACACUAUCAAUCUUUCUCGCCUCCAUUUUUUCCAACUCGCUGCGCUCGUCUCUGUAAUCAACAACCACCAGGGCGGGCGUCUCGUUGCGCAGCCGUCGAACCGGAUGGAUGCGCUGCUGUUGAUGGGCGAACGUGGCGCGGGGCAGUCUCGAGCUGACUUGAUACCCGUGGGAGGAAGCCGUGGAAGCAGAGAUGACGGAUAACCCGGCUCUGUGUCUACACGCAUGGACCGCGAGUCUGCUGGAGCUCGUGCCUAUGCGGACGUCGUCCGUUAGGAGGUCCUGACGGGUCCUUUGCUGAGGAUCGUCGUUGGCACUACGGCCGCGGAGUGUCCGGACACCCGCCUACUAGGAGCUCUCGAGGCCGAUACCGCGUCUGGCUGAUGGAGCUGCUUCCUCGCGUCGCACCCAGAUGCGUAGCACAGCCUGGACAGCGGCAGUGGCCGAGGACCAAGAGAAGGCGACAUGUGUCGGUCGGCUCCCGGAGUGUUUCUGAGAGGCUCGCCAGAACGCUUGCACUCUUUGGGGCAGACCGCUCCUCUCCGACUCCUCGUUAUGCCGGAAUCGCUGGCAAAUGGACGUCAAAUGAGAGGGCGCCGAUAACAUCUCCGCGUAUGCUGCGUCUCAGCACGACCACGGCGUGCAUGGCUCGUCAUAUCUGUGCAGUCGACACAUUCGAUCGGAAGACUGAGGGAGUGGGCGAUGAGGACUUACACACGGCGAAUCGAUCUGUCUGGUCAAUCGAGCGCCGCGCACGGAGAGCUCAGACGGACACCGAGAGAGCAUCAGGGCCAAUCCGAAUCGCCACAGAAACCCGCAUGAAAUGCGCGAUCGCUGCCAUCCGAUUCCGGUCCCGUCGCUUCUCGAUUCCAGCCGAGAUCCAGAACGAACCCACGUCCCGCGCCCGCACUCAGCACAUCACAUCAGCCCCGCAAUGACGCACCGUGAAUGUGCCUGUGCCUUUACCGGUGGUCCGAUGCAUCUGCUCUAUCCCGAAGCGCUGCGAUGGCUCCCGCACGCUCGAGUCUGGCCGCUGAGGCUCGGACGGUCCUGUCGGUCGCCACCCGCCGCCGUGUCUUUGGAUCAGGCUUGACGCGCAGGCUGCAUCCAGUCAGCGUCUAAUGCAAUCCACGGAAGAGCAGAAGACGUACUUACUCCUGUUGUCACGCGCGCGGACCGCCCGCGACGACCUCUGGCUCGGUCCCAGUCAGCCAUCUUUGACGACGCUCGCGCAGUCCGCCUCGUGUGGGCGGCCAACGCCCAUGGUAUUCUCGAGCUGGAUGAGAGUACGAUGCGCGAGCCCCUGGCAGACCCGAAAAGGAAAUUGGAGCAGCCGCACUCAGCACACUUCCCAUCCGUGAUCCAGACGCGACGCGAUGCAUCCAAACGUAGAUCUCAUGUAGAGUAUGGACUGGAAGACUCGUGCAUGCGGGGUCUCAUGAACUUUGCGACGCGCUAGUUUCGAGAGUCGGGAGAACUGCGGCCGGAUGAAGUCGACCUGGUGGACGAGGGGGGAUGGAAAGAGGAUGGGCGCGUUGGCUAGGAUGUGGUGGUGGUGGUGGUGGUGAUGUUUCACCGGGCAGCAAACGUGCUGGGGGUGUAAGGGAGUGGUGGCCAUCUGCAGUGGUGCCUUUCACCGGGAUCCCCGGGCAGAACAAAGAUCGCUGCAUAUGUGAAUCUGACACGUCUGGCACGACGUUGCUACUGCUGCUACAUACCAUUCCCAAUGCCAUGAGGCAGUCAUGUCUCUGCUCUGACUCCAAGGAGUCAAAUUAUCCCGCAAUGCCUUGAACCGAAUAAGGGACCAUUGCAACUAGAUGCAGUCAAAUCACACAGCCACUAUACUUGGCAUGGUGUUUACCUUCCUCCUCGGUUGCUCCACCGCUGCUGCUUUCGCAACGUGAUUUUUAUUCGUAUCCCUGCUCCUUGCAUCCCAACUCAUCGCGGGGCUCGAUGAACUAACGCGUGUGGCAAAGGAAACGACUGGUGCCUUUGAUCACGUGGCCGGACAGCCCAGCACACGACAAGUCUGAACUCCGUUUCGAACAGCGCCAAAGCGUAUUCCAUCUUUGCGGAUAGUGUUUCUGACGCAGUUCAAAUCCGUCGGAGAUAUCAGAGUCGACACACACGCGACGAUUCACUCGCAUCGUCUGCCACAAAUGUGAGCUAUUCUGACUCGCCUGGAAAGUGCAGCGCAUACAUACAGCGCUUGCGGUGUUCUCUGAUCUCGGUAAACCAGAAUUUGUACUCGAAUGGCAGAUUGAUCCACUUUACCAUCAUCAAUUGUCGGAUAACUCUUACUGCGCGCGCGCGCAUUCGAAAGCUAAUGUCACAGAAAUAAAAACCUCAAUUCUUGGAGUCAACGACCCCGUUGGGAUCCUGAAAACUAGUGCGUCAAUGCCUGCUGAAUGUCAAGUUGACUUUACACAUGACCACGAUCGGAGUCAGAGCUCCCUCUGUUGAAUCUCGGAAGACAGUUCGCGGGCGUUUUCGCAGCCUAUCCGCUUCACUUGUCGCUAUAAAGAGCCCUUCAGAGGAGACCUGCAAAUAACAAGGCUUCAUUCAUGGCAGCCACUACAACCGUCGGAAUCGUCUCAAUUCAUCGAGCUCCGGAGAACGUUCCCAAGCACGUUCUGGAUUUGGCACUGAAGCAGCUUGUGGACGUCCUGGUCAUUCAUCCUUUCGUGCAGCAGAACUUCAAGAAAGUCGAACUGGUCUUGCAGACGACGUACCUGGACGAGCACUACAAGAAAGUGGGACUCGAACAUCCCUUCCCCACAGCCGUGCUCCUCAUCGAGUGUGACAGCGUCGAGAACUACGUCAAAGUCCUCACGCACCCAGACCUCGUCCCGCUCUUCGCCGGAGCCGACGCGCAGUUCGGCUUCAAAUCCCAUGCAUCAGUAUUCUCGGCGGACGUGGCUAUUCGGCUGCACCGCCCUGCGCCCGAGGACGGCAGCCCCCACGCGACGGCGAUGGCGCUCAUGAAGGUCCCACACGGGCUGCAUCCGCAGGAGCACAACGCAAGCCUCGACGCGUGCUUCGAGGAGUGGAUCCGCAUGCCGCAACAGGAGAAGCAUCUGCGGAAGCAUGUCAUCUGGACCCCGAACGAUGAACUGGAUGGGCAUCUCGCCGAGAUUGGGUUCCCGAAGCGCGAGCACCUUCUGAUUGCGGAAAUACAAGGAGAGACAGUCGAGGAUCUCAAAGCGAUCCUUGAACAUCCAGAACUGGACGAUCUGUUUCGGGGCCGGACCAAAUGGGGGCACCCGUUCGAGAAUAGCGACUGUUUCAGCUCUGAUGUCACGACUCGUUUGGCUGUGGAUGAGACUGGCCGUGUUGUUGUGUUCCCAGACAUCCCGAUGUAAGUCGAUUUGCGGGAGUCGGAGAGUUUUUCGUACAAUGUUUGUCUCGUUGAUAUUGAAUGGAAGUGAGUCUAAGAUGAUGAAGGAAA